Molecule: messenger RNA, 1437 nt
Organism: Vicia villosa (hairy vetch)
Lineage: Eukaryota; Viridiplantae; Streptophyta; Magnoliopsida; Fabales; Fabaceae
Product: vacuolar protein sorting 38
Exons: 6
Coding region: 209-1276 (355 amino acids)
Biological process (GO): SNARE complex assembly
Cellular component (GO): lytic vacuole; endosome
Molecular function (GO): SNARE binding
Source: RefSeq, a predicted model, not a curated record
AAAGUAUCAUGCGCGGGUUCAACGUGUCCAAUAUCACACGGUUUGUUUCCUCUAACCGAAUAAACCAAACUCUCACACACCAUUUUCCCCCUUUUCUUUCCUCGAGAGUUUCCACAGCCAUUUCCCCAAGAAAAUCCCCAAAACAAGAACAACAAAGGAUCGAUCGAUGAGGUUUGCACCGUGAACACGAUGAUGAGGUCGACCCCUAAUGGAACAAAAUCUAAAUCUCACAUUGCUGACAACUGCGACUGAUCCACAAGAUGUUAGAGUGAUUCAGUGGGAGGAUUUUGAGCAUGAUCUUGCUAGGUUAUCGAGUCUUUCUUCUGCACUCAACGAAGCUAAGGACAAGAAGCGGAACCUUCAGCGGAAACUCGAGUCUCUCAUCCAGGUUAAUGGUGAAUCAUUGGGUCGAUUAAAUGAACUUGAAGAAAUGCGUCAAAAAUUGGAAUCAAAGAAAUCAAUGAUGGAUAAUAUGUCUAUACGUUCUAGGCUGGCAAAAGAGGAUGCUGGUAAGCAAGAGGAGCAGCUUAGUGGUGCUUUGCAGUCACUUUUGGUGGCGGGUGGUACUCUCUCCGUUACUAGGAAAAACCUUCAGGAAUCAAGUAGAUUACUGUCCGAAGAAAAUGGCUAUGUUCGUCUGAGAAACUUGCAAAAGAUGCUAAGGAUGAGGCAACAAUACAUGACAUCUCAAAUUUUAAUGCUGUACCCUGUAAAGUUGGUUGUUGGACCAGCACAAGAGCAAGAGCUUGAAGCAUAUCCUUUAGGUCGCUCAGCAGGUAAUCCUCCCGAACUUAAACCAGUUAAUCAAGGAUCCUUGACGAUUCAGGGUCUGCAUUUAAGUAUGCUAUCAUUUAGAAAGAUGAGUUUUUUCACAGAUAAAAAGGAAAUUCAGAAAUCUGCUACAGCCUUAGGAUAUGUUGCACAUGCGGUUUCACUUAUAGCUUCGUACUUGCAAGUUCCUCUGCGUUAUCCUGUACGGCUCGGUGCCUCUCAUUCAUAUAUUAUUGACAAUGCACCCUCAAUUGAGCUAACCUCUUCUGAAGCUUCAACAAGUGCAAAAUCUUUCACAAAUGCCAAACAUGUAGAAUUCCCCCUAUUUUUAGAAGGGCAAGACACAACAAGAGCAACUUAUGCUGUAUUCUUACUAAGCAAGGAUUUAGAGCAGCUUUUGAAUUUCAUUGGUGCCAAGAGUUUGGGACCACGCCAUCUAUUGGCUAAUUUGAGGGAACUUUGUAGAACUAUCCAGUCUUCAGAUUUUUUAGACAACUUAAUCUAGUACUUUUGUCUGAAACUUUCUUGUAAAUUGAUUUUUGUUAAUUCAUACAUGGGUGCAAUUUUUUUGGUGCACCGUCAAAUGUAGCAUUGUUAUCAAAGUUGAAUCAAACUUCCUAUAAUGGAUUUCAUAUUCUUUUCGAAUGUAUACACAUCUGUUGACUA